Porites evermanni is the source of this 22865-nucleotide messenger RNA. Lineage: Eukaryota; Metazoa; Cnidaria; Anthozoa; Scleractinia; Poritidae. The record is from the annotation of a GenBank genome assembly.
AUGGCCGGUUGUGAGGAAAGUUGUGGUUUCUACUUUGUUUUUGCAUUGGUUACGUUUUUCGUGUGGAUGGAUCUGAGCUUUUUUGAUGAAUUAGGAGAACAUGGUUCAUUCUACAAUUCAACUAUGGCCGAAAAUAUGAUGUUCCCGGUGAAAUCCAUAAAACUCCGGAUGCAGGACCACACGGAUCAUUACGUUAACCUCCCGUGGAUGCAAUUUUUCAACGACUAUACAGGUCUAUACAAGGUACCUGGUAUAACUCCUAAUCUUAUCAGUGGAAUCCACCUCUUUUUGGCCAUUAUGGCGGCGAAAUGUUUUGUUUCAGGAACUCUUGGUAUUCGAAGACUUGGAGCUUUGCUUUACGAGCUUCGCUGUCAGCUGGAUAUUUUAGACGGUGUGGUAUUUCGCGCCCAACAGAACAUGAAGGAUAAUUUUAUGUCCGUCUGGGGUUCAAUGGGUUAUCUUGUAGAUGCCUUUGCUGAUAUGUGUGGAGGGCUUCUUGUUGCUGGUGCGUGUACAGUUUUUCUCAAUCGAUAUCCGCCAUGGAAGCGCAUUAAAACUAAACUUCACGAUGAAUUAGAAUCUGGUGGCAGAAAAGCCUUGAGUUUCCACCAUGAAGACGAGGAGCGAUAUGUACACGUCAACCGUCGCUCAGUUAACAUCAAAAUGCUGCUUGUUGUUGUACAGAUUAUAGCUAGGAGUGGAUUUUGGGAUCAUUACUUGCAUUCGUACGUGGAUUUAUUAGAGAAACCAAAUCCUGACAUACCAAGGGUGAGUUUUAAAUCUUACUGUUAUCACAGCUGCAACAUACAUUUGUACGUUGAAUUUAAGAAAUUGUUCAGUAACAAGAAAUUAAUAUAUUGGCAAACAUUCCUUGAUAGCGAAGUUAUUCAGUCGCGUUGAUAAAAAUUUUUUAUAUAUCAGGAAGAAAGAUUACAUACCGGUAUAAAAAUAUAUCUCCAUUGUACGCAUUGUUCCUUUAUGUUUUAUUUAUGAACUAUGGAAUGUGUAGUUCCAGAAAAUAUCCAGGCCCCCACCACGGAGGGAAUCUCACUUAGGACCCCCCCACCCCCCUGGAUUUUCCAUUUUUGCAGGGAACUGAUGACCCCCAACCCUCCGGAAUUUCCACAAGUGUUACAAAGACCCCCCAACCCCUCUGGAAAAGUUCAUUUUCACGAAGAAAGACUAUUAAAGUAAAAGAAUGAGGCAUUUUAUUGUUAGUACGUAAAGGUUUCCAUCAGAAGCUUGUAUGCUUCUGUUUCCAUUUAUUGGAGUGAUCUCGCAACAUUAAAACUCACUACACCACCACAAAGUAACCGAAUCUGCAGUUUUUGCUCAUCCCUAACUUUAAAUGAAAUAGAUAAAAUUACAAGUCGGUUGUAUAUAUGAAUUUACCUUAAUCAGGGCAAGGUUACGAUUUGUUAUUUGUCUUCAUGGACGUAAGGUAGGCGUAAUGUUGGUAGAGUUAACCAGUCGUGCAGGAAUGCUAUAUGGUGAACAAGUCAAACUUUCAACCCCAAAAUUAAGGCAAAACUAAGAGAAGAAUAAAAACUCUGACUUCUGAAUUCAUAACAAUGAAUACCCCCUGCAUCUUGAAGGGAAACCAAGUUCAAUUUACUGUUUUCCGAUCGACUGAUGCGACGUGCGUUAUGCCCGAUGCCCGUAAUGUUUGGUGAAAUCAACACCAUUUCAGCGAGCGAGAAUUCGAUCAUGAACAUGCCACAUCUUCAACCACAAAAUUACGGGAAAAUGAAAAGGAGAAUAAAAACUCUACAUUCUAAAGUGGUUACAAUGUAUAGUUUGUACUUCGUGAAGUAAAAUUGCCACUCUACGGUUCUUCCAUCGAUCGACUGACGCAACGUGAUGUGUUGCACGCGUUGAUGUCUUAAGGGAGACUGGUAACGAGUAAUGGCGGCCGAAUAUACGAGCUUGCGAUAAAACGAGUUGUAGUCGUCCUAAUUCCUUUGAAAUUACAUCCAAAACACUUUUGGAAAAGGAACAAAAGGAACAAUCUUAAAUGAUAAAUUUCAAGUUAUUUAUGUUCUAAAAAUGAUCUAACAGUUCGGUAAGAAGCAACGUUCGAACUCAGGUCGAAAAUGAAAUGAUAUUUACCCCCGGAAAGUGAUUUUAUUGUCCAACCCCCCUCCCCUCGGGAAUUUCCUGGGCCUCUGACUCCCCCACCCCCCUGGAAUUUCCAAUUCCCUUCGUGGUGGAGGUCUGGAUAUUUUCUGGAACCACACAAUGUAAGUUUGCCGUUAUUUCCUCGAAUAAUAGACGGGGGCGAUUAUUUCUUUUUUCGCUUCAAAAGGGGGACAGUUAUUCGAGGGAAGGCGGUUAUUUGAGGGAGGUGACUAUAUCAAUUAUUGAUGCUCACUAAAAGUCGUGCCCUAAUUAUUUUCUUUUAUUGUGUGAUUGUGUUUCCAGAAAAUAUCCAUACCCCCCCACGGAUGGUUCUUCCGAUCAGACCCCCCCCACCCCAUCAGAAUUUCCGUUCCAGAGGGGUCAUAUAUAACCCCCCACCCCCCAGGAAUUUGCUAUUUUCUUUUUCAUGGCCUUAAUUUGCCGCAUUUAGAGAUUAUCGACCUUGUACCGCCUAAAAAUUAACUGUUCUCAUCUUAAGGCACAAUUUUCUGUAAUCUUUGACCUAUUUGUAAUCUUUUACAAGGCAAUAUGUAUCUCUUACACAGGUAGAGCACGCUUGAUAGACUAUGAGCAGUCCAGCAAAACGCGCGAGUCACGAAAAUAGAGAUUAAUAAGUUUAUGUCAUCUCUAGCCUGAAUUUCAUCCGAUUACUUCGAGUCGUUAAUUACUCCCUCAGUAACGUCUGAAUCGACUGGCCGUUAAUGCCGUCCAGUGAUGUCACUUCUCCUUGACCUUUGCUUUAAUUCAUGCAAAAAGUAAAACACGAUUUUCAAGUGGCAAACCGAGAAAUAUCGUUUGGAAAUGUCUGCAUGAUACAGAACUGCUUUAUUUUUUUUUAUCGUAAUUCAUGUUUAACGUUCAAACUAUAAACUGCAUGCAAUACAACUUCGAACCGGUUGUACCGAAUUCUAUAAUCAAACUCGGUCACAAUCACGCAAUCAAAUAAACACACACAUGGAACACUUAGUUCAAAAACACAAUGAUUUGCUCUAACUGAAAAGAAGCUAUUUGGUCCUUGAUGAAGGAAAAAAAAAACAAGAAGACAAGAAAGAAAGCUAACAGAAUUAUUAUACUUGACAGUAAAAUAGCAAGAAGGUCGAAUUAUAACAUUGAUCUCAGAAAACUUCGCGUAAACAAAAUCACCGGUGGCCGAAACCACAAAGCGGCUCUAAAUGAAAAACCUACCGACUCUCCGCAAUGAUUCUUCAUCCGCAGUUCAAUUUAGCAUUUCAGUUUCGAAGACAAGGGCAAUUUUGCUGUUUAAGAUAAAGAUUAUCAAAAUGUUUGAACUACACGAAAGAAUGCCAGGGAUGCGAUCCGCUGAAUAUCAAGGACAAUACCACUAAAAUUUUUCAUAAUUAUACAUAAUUAUGCGAAUGUUUAGUCAAUCAACCAAUCAAAAUCACUACCCAGUUUUCGGGUAGUGGGUGAUGUCACAGGACGGCAUUAACGGCCGGUCAAUUCAGACGUUGAGAGGAGAAAACGACUCGAAGCAAUCGGAUGAAUUUCAGGCUAUGUUAUCUCAAGAAAACAUUUACAGGAUAACUUCAAGUAAUUUUGAACUAUUCAUUGAAAUAAAACUAUACGAACAUUUUCGCAUUUCAAAACAAAUCUAUUUUACGGACAAAGUUUAUCGGUAAAUAUUUUCGGCUUCCAGUCCCAAAGUUGAUUUCUGACACUGUAACUAAGUUUCACUAUGUACACGUCUAGUCUAAGUCAGUUUCAUCUCAAAUGCAACAUUUACAGCAUGUCUUCAAAGUUAACUAUUGAUUUAACAUUAAACUAUGAAAAGAUAUUCGAAUUUCAAAAUGGAUCUUCUAAAAAACUAACUUACAACAAAGUUUAACGUUAAAUGUUUGGCCUCGGAUUCUAAAGUCACCACAAAGUCGAUGUUUGUAAUUAAGUUUAACUUCGAAUGAAUUACACUUGCAGUUUAACAAAUUUCCGAAAUAAUAAAAAAACUUAUUUGGGUUAUAGAAGAACAAAAUAUGCAAAUAUUCAUUUUGCGUCCCAUAUUUACAUCGAUUCAUGUUCAGAAAUAAACAUUGGUGAAACAUGAUCUAUUGCAUUGCCUAGCACAUGAUCGAAAGUCUCCUCCACGGAAAAAACAAAUUGUUAAUAUUUUCGGGCAAAAGUUGAUUUGGCAAGAAGUCUGUUGGACAAACAGCUUACCUUCAGCAGUACUUUAUUAGAAGUCAUCCAUAAAAUACAGCAACGCUCUUAUUUGGGUCGUCACAUAACGCUUUGUCGAUAAGCCCACUAAAUGCAGCUGAAUGUCAACAGAAAUUUGUAUACAGUUUUUUACAAGAAGCGCGAGAAAUAUCGUUCCAAGAUAGACAACGUUUGCUUAAGUUUUUAUCAGACUAAUCUGCAAUUGAGUCCGCAAUCUAGAUACAUGUUUGACAAGGAAAUUCUUAUUAAUCGAUGCACUAAAAUUUAUUCCCCGAGAAGCAAGGGACCUGUCGAGAAUUGCAAUCGAUUUGCGCAAAGGACGAUAUUUAUUAAAAGUCUGUUCAUCGUCGGUGAGAUGAUAGUGAACUCCCAGCAAAGAAGAAGACGUUUGAGUCAAAAAUCGUUAACUUUUUUCUCGAAAGGGCAUCUAUUUCUAAUUUUUGUUGUGCUACAAAUCAAAAUAAUCCACAUAUACUUGAUAAGUAUGUCUCAUACGAUCGAUUGCGUCUUUUACAACCCUGUGGAAAAUUCUUCUCAUCGGCACCUCUCAGACCCCUCGGAAAUUUCUACCCUUUAGCCCUUCCAUCCCCUAGGAAUUUCCAUUGACCAGCCAGUGGGGGGGGAGGGGGUAUGGAUAUUUUCUGGAAUCACACAUUUUAUAAAAAAUAUCCCAUCAAAUAAACUGAAUAUGGGCUUUUAAAGUGUUCCAAAUUUGGUUCCAUGAUUAAUUUUCAGAACUUGAUUCAUCACUGAUCAGUGUUGCUGGAUCAGAGUCCACUUCAACUUGGCAGUGAGGGGAUAAAAGAAAGAGAAAAUGGCGAGAGGGGUGAAGGGAGACAAUUAUUCGAGGGAGGCGAUUUUUUCAAAUAUUUCCAUCAAAGGAGGGCGAUUAAUCAAGGGACGGCUAUUAUUUGAGGAAAUGCGGUAUCUUACAUUAAUUUUAAGCAAUAAUCCACUGUGUAUCUUUCCUUGAAAGUAUUGACCAAAAUAACCAUGUUACAUGCAAGAACAAGUGAAAUGUGAAAAAUCAAUUUUAAGAGAUUUGUCAAGUUUCUUUCUAUUGGGCUAGUGCAUUUAGUGUCCAUGCCCCCCCAGUCAAAGACCAGCUGAAGAAAAAUUGAGGAUUUUUUAAGGGGUGCAGUAAAAAAGUAUGGAAUUCUUCGGCAGUGAAACUUUAAUUUCCAUAAAAUUUUUUAGGGCAGACGCAUAUUCUUCUGGAGGAAGACCCAUAUUUUAUGGAAGUCUUCAGGGGUGAAAGCAAUUCAAGGGUUUAAAUAAUAAACGAAGUAGCCAGCAGGUUUGAAUGGAGUACCCAACUGUAUCAACAAGAGGCCGUCAAUCCCGUGCCCCUAAGGAAGCCGGGGGGCAUGCUCCCCCAGAAAUGUUUGAAAUUUCAGAGCCCUAAAAUGUGAUUUACAGCAUUCUGGGACUAAAUUGAGUACAGAAGUGUGUUUUUCAUUAAAGAAAAUGUAGCUUUCAUUCAGGUUCCGAUUUAUCAGCCACGCAACUUACAAACAAUGGACAAACGUACAUUUGAACGAGAGCAAAUUCUGUUUAAACUUCCAUAGAAAGGUGUGAAGAAUUGACUGAAAUACAGCAUUUGCACAACUAAAGCAUAAAUCAAAACCAGUUGGCCUUUACAUUUUCAUUCAGAUUUUGUGAUAUGUUUUUGUUUACGACAUUGUAACUAAAGCACUAGUUGCCUCUUCUUUCGGGGAGAAAAGUAGCUGACUUCGCUGAGGGAAAUAACCAAUGUUUUUUGUCGGUCGUUUGUGCUUUAUAUUGAAAUCCCUGGCAAUUAUAUUUGAUCUUCACGGGUAGGGAGAAAGGGUAAGUCCUUCACUGGGGGGCGGGGGGGGGGGUACAGAUAUUGAAAUAAAUGCAAUAGCCUAUUGUUUGGGUCCAACUCAACCUUAAUAAGCCUUUGUCAUCUUUGAAGUUAGACAAACAUUUUUUAUAUAACUCUGUUGAACUUAAUUAAACUCAAUUCAUGGCUGGAGUUUGGUCAAGUUCAGCAAUCCAACAUAAUCAAAUUUAAAAAAUUGCUCAGUCGAACACAAUCAAACAUUAGGAUUUUCUCUUUCUUGAAAGAGAGACAAGAUCAUGGUGGAGACUGGGGAAAUUAGUUUUCCUGAUCAUUUGCUGGUUCUCUGCGAUUUUAACCUUUGGAAUGGUUUUAGUCUUCAUUUACUAUGUCUACUUCAUUAACUACUUAUUCUUUCCAUGAUGACAAUAAUUUCUUCUGAGAUGGUAUCCAGUAUGUUGAUCCUUUGCACCUUUUGCUUUCUUCAUUAAAAAAUUUUCUUAAAAAUCAUGUUAAUUUUUAACUUAACAGAAUUGAGUCUGGGUAUUCAUUUAUAUUAACCUUGUUAAAAUCCUAUUUUAACUGGGCUACGUGUAUGUCUUGAAGAAUUUUUGACCAGAUUACUCAGAGAGCAUCCUAAGCCGAGUUGUUGAAAGCUGGGUUAAGAUAACCCAUGCCAGGAAUAGUGUGAAAUUUUAAUUCCGAUUUGAAAGCUUAAAAAGCAAAUUCAGUUUAGUACUUUUGUCUGCAACAUGAUGAUUCGAUGAUCUUAAAAGAAUAGAGAAAAUUAUCGAAGAAAAUGCUUUUGAGUAAAACAAAAAGAUACCAGGAUUAAAAUUUAACCUCAAUUUAGGACUAAUCGGCCUUCGAACAACAGCAAUCUCAAGGUCAUGAAAGAUAUUAAUCGCCAUGGGUAAUGUCUAUAAAGGGUUUAGUUUUAUCGUUUGUCUCAUGUUUGUCACUUUGAUAUUGAUUGUGACGUUUCAAUCGCACACUCAAAGUCAGACUCCUUGAUUGAAUAUUGUUUAUCAUAAUAACCUACUUACAUAAGAACCUGCUUGCUCUUGCUUGGCUAAACAGAUUCUUGUCUUUUUGGGUAUUAGAGUGGCAAAUUUUUGCCAUAGGUUCUUUUGUGCAGGUGUUUACUGUAGUUGCUCUUUUAAUUACUGUGUAUUGAAGUGAUUUUGUUACAAAUAGUUAUGGUGAGUCCUUGGACUCAUCUUGUGAAAAAUUAUUAGUCCCUGUCCCUAACCAAUGAGUCUCAGUUCAAAAAAACAAGGAGUCCAAAAUUGAAAAUGCUUGGGCCUUUGUGUAACCAGACAGUUAAUGUGGAGACUCUAUUACAGUUCACUGAAAGUAAAAUUUAGUCCUUCUAUAUAUUUAAAGCACAAAAAAGACUAAACUAAAAUUAAUAUGCAUCUUUAAACAACAGUAACAGAAAUCACACAAACAGGAUAUUCUACCAAAAAAUCGUUCUUUGCGUCCUAAGGGAUGCAUGUCAUGAAUUAUUUUGUGUCUUUGGGGAUUUUUAUGCACCAGGGACUCAGGACACAGAGGUAACAAAAUCACUGGUAUUGGAAGUACAGGUCCUCUAGGGUCCAAAAUUAACUUUUUAAUAUGGGCGCCAACUGGCGAGCAAGUGUAAAUUUUUGGUCACCAGAGGGCAAAUUGUGGUCGCCAAAAAUUCCCCCUCCCUUUUUUGCAAAUAAAAGUUAAAACGCAAAUUAAAGAAUGUAUGGUAUGGACAUUUUUAUGCUUAAAAAUUGCUCUACUUCCGUUCCAAAUACCAGAAAACAACUAAACGUGUACAAGUGAAGUCUUAUUUAUUUCUUUUUUUCACAAAUUACUUUUUGGAGAUAUAAAGCUAUCUGACCUGGAAUGUAGGAACAGAAAGCUAUCUGCCUAUGACUGCACUUAUCACAUCAAAACUCUAUUUCGUCCUGAUAACUACCACGAAACAUGAAACAUAAACACAAGUCACGAGUCAAGUUGCCAUGUUGCCUGUACCAGUGUCACAACCGUGCCACAUUACUCAUAGCAUAUGGGUACACAAGGCUGUGCUCUAAGGAAAAUUUCAGGGAGCCCUUCGGGCUCCCAAGCAUUUUAGUUAAGGCGCCCAGACCCCAAAGUUGGUCGCCCGAAUAAAAUUUUCGGGGAGGGGUGCCCAGGCCUCUCAAGUUGGUCGCCCGAGUACAUCUGAUGACCAAGUAUUUUUUACGCACACGAAUCUUACUGGCCUGCUGAUCACCAAACUCGGUAAUUUUAGCUUUUGGAUUCGACCAAAACCCGCAUGUUGUCUUAUGAAACCCAUCAAAGUUUUCGCGCCAUUCAGAUUUAAAACCAGAAACGUUAGCAAUGCCGCCGAAUUGUUUAGGUCUUAAAGAGGGAAAAGUAAAAAAAUUCAGCAGGUUUACGUAAACUUCAUUAAGAUCUUUGGGUCAAGGAAAACUGUGCUUUUUAUCAGUAAUACUAAACUAAAAAAUAAAUUUUCAAAAGGUGAAUCAAUGCGGCAUGAAAUAUAAUGUGACGGAGUUUUAUACGGGGCAGAUCGAACUCAAGUUCCCGUGAAAAAUUCCGUGAAACAGUGAAACCGCCGCGGCCCCAAACCUAUUGUUUCAAUAAAAAAUAAGUCAUCUUUAAUUUCCUUUUCUAUAUUAUCAGUGAAUCUUUUAGGAUAAUUGAGCUUUUUGUGGAUACGGUCGAAGCGUAAACCAGCUCUUCUUUCCGUGUUUUUUUUUUGGCCGCUAAAUUUAGCCUAUAUAUGCCUGCAUGCGAAUUUAGUUAUCGAUACGUAAAAUACCAAGACAACGUGGAACUGCCCUGUUUCUAAAACAACAAUAAAAACGAUCAGAACGAUCAUAUCUUUUCUUUUUAUACUUCGCUAUCUUGUGUAAAGGGAAGAAAACAAUCAUAAGUUAUGUUUUAGCCAAGCAGACACAGCAGCCAAAAACCGUAAAAACAUUACAUUCGCAUACUGCUCAAUACGGCAAUUUCCGUUUUACAUAAAAAUAAAUUACUCCGCGUCGCCAUCCGCGCUCUACGUCUGUCAGAAAAGUAUUGACAGUUUCUCCUAAAAACUGUACCUAAUGAACCAUUCUAUCUCAAACAAAAAAUUUUAAAACUAUUUUAAGAAGCGGUACAAAUCGAAAUCCGUGCCGCUUGUCACGUUCAAAGUGAUGGAUUAUGUUACAUGUGAAAUCAUGCAGAACGACCUUUGAACAUCGACGCGCGCCCGUUUCUUUCGUACAACAUUAGUAAAAACAUUUUCUGUAGGGUUUAGUAAACUCCGACUCAACAAGCCAACACUAGUAUGUUAAAUUUUUCUGCCCGCUUAACUGAACACUGCACCAGAAGCAAGAGUGCCCGGCCGGGCGACCGGGACCGUUUUUUCAGUCGCCCGAAGCUAAAUGUUAGUCGCCUCAGGCGACCGGGCGCCGUUAGAGCACAGCCUUGGGUACAGUAUAAUUCCGCAUACAUAACAUACUUUGCAUAGUUCAGCUGGAAACAACAUGGUGGCUUGGAAAUGUUCAGCUCUUAUUGAUCGUAGUUGUUGUGCAGGUAUAUUUACAGGAAGAUUUGUUUCACUUUUAAUUAAAAAAUAUAGCAGGACAAAAAGUAAGACACCUGUGGGCAAAUAGCUUUGAGGUUUCAAUUCUUAAUCACUUUCUCGGAGCAUGAAAGUCUGCAAUAACAACCAGCCCUACAAGUUACCAGCUGGUGUCCAGCUAUGAAAUUCUGGUCGCCAGAACUGAAUUUUUAGUCGCAUUGGUGACCAGGAGGGCACAAUUUUGGACCCUGUCCUCAUGGCCGACUCAGUAUGAACAAUCCUCUUUCCUCUUUUUCCACAUUUUUAAACAUAAAGAAUAUCAGUCAUAUCUGGUUAUUCUUAGUUCCCAAUAAAAACAAACCAAAAAAACUCUAAGGCCCGGCUCAGAUGCUGAACUUUUCAUGAGCCAAACCUAAUUUGAAUUAAAGCUGAACCAGGUAAUUUAGAUGGGCUGAAUUGAUUCAGACUAUGAUCUUAAUAUCAGCCAACUUAAAUUCAAACGACAAAAAUGCUCAUUUCCAGACUUGCCAACCUCCCAAAUGGCAAAAAAUGUGAGAUUCUGUACCUAGAAAUGGGUAAAAAUUUGUGAGAUGUCCCAAAUUUCAUACUAUGGGUUUUGGAGCAGUAAGGUGGAGCAGUAUUUUUGCUGUUUAGGGUUUGUGAUUUCUAUGUUUUGUUGGCGGUCAUCUUAAAACAAUAGAAACAGUAAGUCGAUCCAUAAAACGCAACCGUUAAACGUGUUCUUUGGAUCAAGCUGGCUAUCAAUCAAUAUCUAGCUUGGAAGCAAACCCUACAGGCUUGGCGCACGCUACUGGUGUACACGAGCGUAACACCGUGCCUUAUGCACGAUUCGCGCUCAAGAAAAGGCACGGUUUUUGUGCCAAAGCACGGGAAAAAAACAUGUAAAGGCACAGAUUAGGCACACUUUAGGCACAGUUAAGGCACGUUUUAAAUAUUGCUAAGGCACAUUUUAGGCACAGUUUGGGCACACUUUUGGCCGUUUUGGGCACGGUUUAGGCACAAAUAUUCAACGCUGGGCACUUUUUUGAAAAUCUUUGUAACCCGACUUGCAAAAAAGAACAAACUUGGUACGAAUUACAAAAAUAAUUCAGAUCAAACACGAUGCAGUUAGAAGUAUAGGAAGUGUAAGUUUUGAGCCGCGCCGAAAGUCAGGAAAAUUAAAGUAUUCUUCGACAGUCCAUGUUUACUCCAAGGAUAAAGUGGAAAUUCACACGCGAUAUGUGCGGUCUGAACCUUUUCGAUUGCCAUGCAAUUUUAUAGACUGGCUUUCUUUCGUUUCUAAAAGAAAUCGUGGAAGAAAGUCGAAGCCAUAAUAACAAAAACAAAGCUAAAGAAGUAAGGCACAAAAAUAGCCAAUAAAAGUUGUAGAAAAUACUUUUUGCGAUCGCCGUAAAAUUGGCCUGAAUUUGCAUAACAACAUGAAAAGUGGUAAUUUGAAACCUUCAUGCCAAUGCGUGUUGUUUUUUGGUACAAAAUGCGGCUGCUUUUUAAAAAUAUUUCUCUAACUAAAAAAGUAGAAUUUACACUUAGUAGUAAAAUAAUUUGAGCUGCUUGUUUGUUUUUGUUUUCUGGCUCUGUUAGCAAAUUAAGCUUUGAUCGUAUAAUAAUCGAUGAGACGUGCCAAUUUUGCUUGAAAACUCAUCGGCGUGCAAUCAAUUUUUUCAUUUUCAUUUUAUAAGUCAUAUCACAAGUAAAUUCUUUUUUUGAAUGCAAAUCUGCCCUCCUGAAAAAAACAAAUAUUUCGUUCCAACUAAACGCUCUGUUAAGACGGGGAGAAGAAGCCCACUUCGAAAUUUUUUAACAUCAGUGAAAUUCUUGAAUCAAUGAAAUCAUAUCAACACGUAAUUGAGCUGAGCACUUAUUUUAAAUACGCUAACCUGUUUAAGAUUCCAUUUUCUUGUUUGUAGGGGCUUUCCCUGCUGUCUCUAACCGUAUUCUGAGUCAUAUUAUUUCUUAUUAGGGGAUAAAAAGGUCGUCAGACCGUGUUUCUAGACUUCGUAAAUCUUAAAACUGACAUAAUUGCCGUGGGCACUUUUCUUUCGCUGUGGAGCUCGAUAGGCUGGACAUGAUUUUCCGAGUGACUCAAUAGUUUGGCACAACUUGUGCAUAGAUUAGGCACAGUUUGGGCACAACUUAGGCACGGCUUAGGCCAUUUUUCAAAACUAAAAUGCACACUUUAUGCACAUCUUAGGCACAUUUUAGGCACAAAACCUUUGUGCCAAAGCACACUCUAGAAUCCGAUUUUCAGUCCAACGCACGGUUUAUGAAUUUUCACGUUAAAAAAUGCUGUCUAACCUUAGAUAUUUGAUCUUAGCAUAAAAAUGGGUUUCCCAAAGUCUUAACAGUUAGUCUAUAAGUAAGGUUUAACUUAUGAGCAUUCCAAAAAUUAUUAUUUCUUCUCUUAACAACAAAAGAAAGUCAAUCAAAAGCUACCUUUUAAAUUGACGUUCGCACUGCACAGAGAUCGGAUGUAGACAGAACAUCUUUCUGAAAACGCCCUAAACUUUGUUGUUUUGCCAUUAUGUUCAGUAAUUUUUAAUACAGUUAGUACUCAUAAGUCACUGACCUCUGUGGAGAAAUUUUUCCAAAGUACCAUUAAUAGAAAUAGAGAAAUCCCACAAUAUGCAUGGUUAGACUAUAAAUGUUACGCGAGCUGUUAAAAAAUGGUCCCAUUUUGAGCCAUAUUUUUCAUAUUUUAAUUUUAUUUUGGUCUUACAGCCAGAAAAAAAAUAUUCAAUGAAAAGCUGUUUAUAAACUUUAACUUCUUGCCAAAUAUCGAUGCGAUCUGAGUUUUAAUAAGUUCAUAAGAGCCAAACGAUGUGAGAUUCUUAGCCGUGUACACCAGUAGCGUGCGCCAAGCCUACAUCUCCAAAAUUUUUUGGAGUUUGACUUUUCAAGAAAGUGUGAGGAAUUAGUUGCCAACUCAUGAGAGUGUAAGAUGGAUCAUGAAAUAUUGAGACUUGCGACAAAGUAGUGAGAUGUGGCAAGUCUGCUUUUUUUUUAUGCAUUAGAUUUGGUACAUGAAACGUACGACAUCUGAAUCAAAGCCUCUCCAAAGUCAAAAUUCCUGGCAGGGCGAGGCGGGAAGAACGGCUGAGCUGUUCCAAAUUGAAAUCUUAGAAGGGUUUCUAAUAAUAUUUUAUUGAUUCAGACACGGACCGUUUCAUGUACUUACUUCAGUGUAUUAGGUUUGGCUCAUGAAAAUUUGGCAUCUGAACUGGGCCUUAGUUACUUAUACACUUUAUAUUGUGCCUUCAUCUCCUGCCUUGAGGACACCUUACUUUUACAGACACCUUGCAAUUUCAGGCAGCGGGUGGAUUCAGAUUAUUAGUUUGUAUUAUUGUUUGGGACUCAGACAAACAGAUUGAAUUAACAUCGGCAAAUUCCUCACUUUUAUUUUGUUUCGUUUUGUUUUUUUUUAAUCCUCAACAACACUUUAUUACACAUUUACAUAAAAAGGAAAAAUGACAAAAAUUGUAAAAGAAACUAGAAAAAAGUAGCUAAAAAGUUACUGAAAAUUACAAUUAAAAUUAUCUUUGCACUUAUGUCUUAUACAUGAAGAAACAGUAACUUUUAAUUUUUUUUUUACAUAACAAAGUAAUGUAACUAGCAAAGACUAUAUUUGCCAGUAUGAUCAAUAUUGCACAUAUAUUACCACCUGCUUUACAUCACGAUUUUGUAAAAAGAAAAAAAAAUUUCUAUGCGAUCGUAAUCAGUGAGUUAUGCCAGUUACAUGUUGAGUCAAAAACUGGGUUCUUCUCACUAAAAUUUAAGUUGGACCAGUAUUCUUCAAUUUCUUUUAAAAAAGGGUCUUUUAUUUUCAGUUGUGAUGCAUCUUUUUGUUUUAAAUUGUGCGCACUAGAACAAUAAUAUCCCGCCGUAUCUCUCCGAGUACCUGGUAGUAAUCGAAAAAAAAAAACCUUCCAUUUGUCUUUGUCCUCUGUGUUUAGGUAGAUUUGAACCCAUUUCAUUUUCAUUGAUGCAUUAGAACUUUGUAUAUCAAUCAUCUCUAGUCUGCCCUGAUCGUAGUCAUUAGAUUUCUGUUCGUUUAAUUUUGUUGCCUUUGCUAUCCCACAGGAAAUCAUAUAAUAUCAAAUUUAUAUCUUGAGCUAUUUUUUGGUGUGAUGGUAGGGAUGACAACAGAUAGACUAUUUGAACCAUGGCUAGAGGUUUUAUUAUGGGGAUUUUACCCAAGAGAGUCAGUCUUCUCGUCGACCAACUAUUAAGAAUACUUUGGAUGUACUUUACCCAUUGUUGUACCAACGUUGUACCGAUCGUAUAAUUGGGCCCUUCGUUCUGUGUUUAGAGAUUUCUUCCCUUUGUAGUUUUCUAGGGGCCAGCUCAUCCAGUAUUUGAUUCUUUUCUGUUUCCAUUAAAUUGCCCUNAGUUUUAAUAAGUUCAUAAGAGCCAAACGAUGUGAGAUUCUUAGCCGUGUACACCAGUAGCGUGCGCCAAGCCUACAUCUCCAAAAUUUUUUGGAGUUUGACUUUUCAAGAAAGUGUGAGGAAUUAGUUGCCAACUCAUGAGAGUGUAAGAUGGAUCAUGAAAUAUUGAGACUUGCGACAAAGUAGUGAGAUGUGGCAAGUCUGCUUUUUUUUUAUGCAUUAGAUUUGGUACAUGAAACGUACGACAUCUGAAUCAAAGCCUCUCCAAAGUCAAAAUUCCUGGCAGGGCGAGGCGGGAAGAACGGCUGAGCUGUUCCAAAUUGAAAUCUUAGAAGGGUUUCUAAUAAUAUUUUAUUGAUUCAGACACGGACCGUUUCAUGUACUUACUUCAGUGUAUUAGGUUUGGCUCAUGAAAAUUUGGCAUCUGAACUGGGCCUUAGUUACUUAUACACUUUAUAUUGUGCCUUCAUCUCCUGCCUUGAGGACACCUUACUUUUACAGACACCUUGCAAUUUCAGGCAGCGGGUGGAUUCAGAUUAUUAGUUUGUAUUAUUGUUUGGGACUCAGACAAACAGAUUGAAUUAACAUCGGCAAAUUCCUCACUUUUAUUUUGUUUCGUUUUGUUUUUUUUUAAUCCUCAACAACACUUUAUUACACAUUUACAUAAAAAGGAAAAAUGACAAAAAUUGUAAAAGAAACUAGAAAAAAGUAGCUAAAAAGUUACUGAAAAUUACAAUUAAAAUUAUCUUUGCACUUAUGUCUUAUACAUGAAGAAACAGUAACUUUUAAUUUUUUUUUUACAUAACAAAGUAAUGUAACUAGCAAAGACUAUAUUUGCCAGUAUGAUCAAUAUUGCACAUAUAUUACCACCUGCUUUACAUCACGAUUUUGUAAAGAGAAAAAAAAAUUUCUAUGCGAUCGUAAUCAGUGAGUUAUGCCAGUUACAUGUUGAGUCAAAAACUGGGUUCUUCUCACUAAAAUUUAAGUUGGACCAGUAUUCUUCAAUUUCUUUUAAAAAAGGGUCUUUUAUUUUCAGUUGUGAUGCAUCUUUUUGUUUUAAAUUGUGCGCACUAGAACAAUAAUAUCCCGCCGUAUCUCUCCGAGUACCUGGUAGUAAUCGAAAAAAAAAAACCUUCCAUUUGUCUUUGUCCUCUGUGUUUAGGUAGAUUUGAACCCAUUUCAUUUUCAUUGAUGCAUUAGAACUUUGUAUAUCAAUCAUCUCUAGUCUGCCCUGAUCGUAGUCAUUAGAUUUCUGUUCGUUUAAUUUUGUUGCCUUUGCUAUCCCACAGGAAAUCAUAUAAUAUCAAAUUUAUAUCUUGAGCUAUUUUUUGGUGUGAUGGUAGGGAUGACAACAGAUAGACUAUUUGAACCAUGGCUAGAGGUUUUAUUAUGGGGAUUUUACCCAAGAGAGUCAGUCUUCUCGUCGACCAACUAUUAAGAAUACUUUGGAUGUACUUUACCCAUUGUUGUACCAACGUUGUACCGAUCGUAUAAUUGGGCCCUUCGUUCUGUGUUUAGAGAUUUCUUCCCUUUGUAGUUUUCUAGGGGCCAGCUCAUCCAGUAUUUGAUUCUUUUCUGUUUCCAUUAAAUUGCCCUCAUCUAGUCUUUUUUCAAGGAAUGCAAUGUCAUUUUCUAAACAAUUUUCGUGGUCCUUUUUUUUGCGUAGUACAGUGAGCUUGAUCAAACUGUCAUUUUCAUAGUAUCCCAUCGCUAAAGGAGAGUGGCGUCCACCUCAUUAUUGUUUUUUUAUUCAUUUGCUACUUCCUUAGUUAUUGGCUUCGUAGUUAAAUCUAUAUACUCUCCAUUUGACAAUGCAAGAAAGAAGUAUCCUGGUCCCCUGUGUUAUUUGUUAAGUAUUAUGUUAUGAGUGAAUGGUCCGUUCCAAAGCCUGGAAGCCUUGAAGUUGUUGAUGUUAAACUAGAACUAAUUAAGAAAAAGUCUAGACGGCAUUGUUUCUCCGGAUUUCCUUUUCUCCAAGUAAAAGGUUUUGUAUCCACAUUUAGAAGAUGCCAAAUGUCUGUUAGGUCUAAGAAGUCAACGAUAUACUUACCUUUUUACAAGGAUUUUUUGUGUGCUACAGCGUUCCCAACUUUUUUGUCUUAUUUUACAUCUAAAACUAGAUUAAAAUCACCACCCAAAAUUAUUUCUUCGCAUUCGAAAGUAAAAAGGCGUUCAAAAACGUUUUCAAAGAAGAAGGGGUCGUCAUUAUUUGGCGCGUAGAUAUUUGCUAAUAUCAAGGUCUUACUGUCGGUUUUUAUGUCUACAAUUAUGAAUCUAGCUUUUGGGUCUGAGUUAGUUUUAAGGAUGUGGAAGGAAAAAGUAUUGUUAAAGAGCAUGCUCACUCUGGCACUAGCAGUGGAGAGGCUACUAAAUAUAGCUGAAUACCCCCAUUCUGAAGUCCAGCAUUUUUCUUUGUCCUUCGAGCAAUGGACCUCUCAUAGAAAGAAUAUUGUGUAUUUUUUAGUUUUCAGCCAUCAAAAUAUUUCACACCUUUUCACGGUGUUAGAUAGUCCCCUCACAUUUAAUGAAAUUCCUGACUUUGGUUGUUCAUUGUCAUUUAAAUGUCAUGCUUUGGGACUUUUGUGAUUGUAAUAACAAGUCAGACAAACAUUGCAAAGUAGCAAUUCUGACAUCAUUUUUGUGAGCUGUGCUAAUAUAGGUUUUUGUGUGAAUGUUGGGAAAUAUUAAGCAUUUUCAGCUGACACUUCCUAAAUUUGAGAACUGUGUAUUUGGUAGAUCUGAUCGUAACUUACUCUUCCUCCAGUGUAGAAAAUUAAUACAAUCCAUAUAACAUUGUGAUUGCUGAAUUUCCUGUCCCAGACAGGAAGAAGCAAAUUUAUUCAUAAUAACAAAAGAUGCCUUGGACAAGGAUGGACUGUUGUUAUUAUCUUGUCUUUGAGCAGGCUUGACUGUGAAUUUUGUCAGAGUGGUGUAACUGAAUUUUAUUUUGGUUUCAACAGGAUUUACAAGCUGAGGUCCUGAGUUACCGUAGCACAUGGGCAGUUAUGUGGCUGUGGAAAGUAUCUAGUGCUGAUGCCGUUUUACAGUUCACCAUGUUGGCAAUCCUCUUUGACAAGUUAUGGGUGAGUGAAUAAUUUAAAUUGUAACUAUACUUACAGGCUGGAAUAAUGUUAAUACAUCAGCAUGGCUAUUGUUGAUGUAUUGAGCAUUAGUACAGCUGUAGCAUGGUCAACUGCUUUUUAUUGUUUUAUUGUUUUCUAAAUUCAUGUAGUAUUCUUUUAAGUUAUGACAAAUCAGCAGGUAGUAUUUGAGUCACGUGUACACUUCUUUAUACCCCAGUAAAAUGUACAACUUCACUAGGUUGAUGAAUAUUAUUGAACAGUAUACAGGAUGUCCCAAAAGUUCGUUCCUCUCAUUUCACGCACUAUAACUUUUAAUCAAAACUUUAUUUUUAUAUGAAAUUUCUAGGAGAUGUUUAUUUCUUUAACGAGUACAUGUACUCAGAAUUUCAGUAACUGGCAUGCGCUUUUUGAUUUUUUAUCACAUUCUGUAGCCGUUGCGGCAUGAAGUGGGAUACAGUGUGUAGACCCACAGAUGAUCCAUUUUGAGCCUUUUUAUCACCUAGUGUGCAGGAGCCACUCCACCCCCAAACAAUAUUUCUUUAUUUUAGGCAGCUAAAAAAAAUACAUAUUGGGCAUUCAUCCAUAAAAGAUAAUCAUCCCGGCCUCCUCCCACAGCAAGGCUUUUGUGCUUCUUUACAAAUUUGAGACCAGCUGGGCGUUACUUGGCAGACUAAGCAGAGGUUUUUUUUGCCAUCUCAGGGGCCUGUAACUUUAAGUAUUUUAAACAGCUUUUCAUAACCCUUUCUGGACUUGGCUCUCUAACUAUGUGAGAGCUUCCUCGUAGAGUCUCCUACUUUGUAUCUAGGCUUCCUUAAAACUAUUUUAGCCGCUUUCUUCAGGACUUUUGGUCUUCCCCUUAGUUUCUUGCCUUCAAAACCUUCAUUACUCCAUGAUCAUUUUACUACCCAACAUUCGGAUUUUUCCAGUCUUUUAGCAGUUUCUACAACAAAUAUCCAGUAAAUCAAAGUGUACAUGUAUGCUUAUGCUCUCACCUAGCUGAACUUGUUUGCAUUAAAGUGCUUUAUCUUUCGUGGUAUUCACAAAAUACAAGGAAGGAGUUCGAGCAAUUCGGGCUAUAAAAUACAAAAAGCAUGUGCCUGGAAAAUGUACUCGCGUAUGGGCAGCUUUGGUGUGGGAGUACACAAAUCGAAUAUUCGAGUCAAAAGAUGGCACAACAAGUAUGAAAAUAGUGAAUAAAAUUAAGACACAACUUUUGCUUUUAUGAUUUGCUUAACAAGUUCAAUCGUACUGAAAUACAGACUUAUAAAGUAGAGGAACGAACUUUUGGGACACCCUGUACAGUCAACUCUCUCAUAGCUUGCCUGCGUAGCAGGCACUGGUAAGUUAUGGGCGCAAUAAAGAAUGGGCAUAUGAGGGAGACACGCAAGGGGAGAGGGAGUGCCUUCCCUAUAGGCUAUGAAAGUUGUUUCCGGCCCCCUAUCCAAUUACCUGGCAGCUGCUGCGUGAUCUUUCAAAAUUUUUUACAGAAAUUGAUUGACCUUACACAAACAAAGCGUGCCAAAGCAUUGUACAUUUAUAUCCUCGGUCUAACUGUUAUAAAGAUCAGCUAGGUUAUCUGAUUAUAGAGAGAUGGAGCAAUAAACCAACGAUAAACACACAGCAUUUAAUCAUUUUUAACAAAAAUACGAUAAAACAAAGUCAAAAAUGGAUAUUGUUUAAAGAAUGCAUGCUGUGUAUCAUAAAAAGCUGAAUGUUGCUAUCUGAUAUUACAAAAUCACUACUGUUCAGACACCAAAGAUAGCAGAGUACGUGGAAAAUGGCCAUUGCUUUUACUGUUUUUGGAGCAGACUUGUUUUACUAAAUGGACUUAAACUUCAGAACACAAACUCUACCGAGACAUUUUUAUACAGCAGACUUCAGGUUGCCUUCAAGCAAAUAAUAAUAAUAGCAAAAGGUUUUUCAAAUUCAUGCCCCUCAGUGGAAAUUGUUUCAUUUCAUCAAUCCUGUCCAAGACUUGAUGGUACCCCUUCCAUCCACAUUGCAAGCCGCCAAGUUCUUUUUGAGCAAAGAAUCUUUCCUCUAAUCUUCAUUUCAAUGAUUCAACAAACUUUUUGUCUGUCGCUGCCUCUGCCACGUAGUCCCAUUGAAAUGACUUUCGAUCAUACCAUUGAGUAGUGUGAUAAAAGGCCUUCACUGCCUUGUCUGUCCAUGUACUACUAUGUGUAAAAACAAUCUCAUGUUUACUUUGAUUGACAGUUUUCUCGCCUAACACAAACACUUAUCCCCUCAGGAGCCUCUUAACCAAUAAGAAUCUUCUGCACUCUCAGAAAGUGAGUAGAAACGAUUUUCAUGGGCCUCUCGGGCAGGCGCUUCCUCUCCCCUUGCAUGUCUCUCUCACAUGCCCUGUUCUUUCCUGCGCCCAUAACUUCCAAGUACCUGCCAUGCAGGCUAUCUCGUAGCAACCACUUCUCAUAAUCGACCACCUCCUGUAAGGGACCACUUUACAAAUAACUGUUUUUCUCUCAGUCAAACACUGUUUCAAAAACUCUUUCUUAAGUGACCACUACUUUAUGUUUUCUGUUUCCAAUAAGCGACUACUUGGCACAAUCACAUAUGAUUGUAAGACAGCCACUGUUUGAACAUCACAAAAGUUCAUUUUUUGAAUAGUGCAAAGGAUUAAUAUGACAGACCAUAGCAACUGACUUACAGAAAAGAUGUCUGUAAUAUGACCUGUAGGUAAAAAAGUGGAUUGUUACAUUCAUGCAAAAUGUUAUCUACAAAGUUUCGUCAGUUCCAAGGGUUAUUCAUUUACCAGUUGUCCAUUUGCCUAAUUUAGCUUGUAAAGUAAUAACUUUAUAUAAUUAUGUUAAUCAGUUGAGUUUAAGCUUUUGUUUCUUGAUUUUCCCAUAGACGACCAACUCCCGUAAGCGACCACUUUGUCAUGCAGUAAGGUUGGUCACAUUAUGAGAGAGUUGACUGUAUGAAUACAAUACAAACAGCUGCUUAGCUGACAAGUAUCAGUAAUUAAUUUUAACUGAUACAGAUCUUUACUUAUAAACUAUUCAGUGUCCAAUCUGUAUGGGGCUUACAUUGGCUCAGCUUUGGCUUGCUGUUGCAAACUUCAAAACACACCUGUCACACGUAUUUUAUUGUAUUGCCUUAUUUUUUCCUGAAUCUUUCAGGUUUGGGUGCAGAUGUUGAACUACUUUGGCCCUUUAGAAUUAGCAUUUGUUAUUGUGUUUUCUCAACUGCAUUUGAUGGAGGUAGGUUUACUUGUAGUACUACGGCCAAGCGAGGUCAAGUGUCCCCUGCCACUAAGAUUCUAUUAGUGAAUUUAUUAUUCACAAGUUCAUUAAGUGGGUAGAUGUAGAUUUCAGAUUCAUCUCUUUUAUCCUGCAUGCGUAAUGAGUCAAAUUCUACCAACUCAUUUUCCUGUAUUUGAUUUAAUGUAUUCAAAGCAAUUUUGUCCAUUCAGAGAUUUUUCAAUCUCAACAAAUACAGAGAAGUUAUAAAAAAAUUCACCACUCAUUUUUCAUGCAAGAAUGCAGAUUUGAAUUUGAUACUGGUUGCAGCAAUGACUAACGGAGUCAGUUAUCAUUUUUUUAAAUGGAAUCUAUGGGGUUGCACUUGAUCUGUCAUGACUGUAAUAAUAAUACAUGUAAUAAUAGUAAAAUAUGAAAUCAGGGAUAGAAACAUAAUUCUUGGAGGACUCACCCUAUGGGUGAGUGAUGUUUAGAUUGUGCUCAAAAGAAUAUAUUAAUUUUGACUUGCCAAAUAUUCCUGCCCCCAGUUAAACCAAACAGGCCAUUUUGCAGCUGUGUUCUUAGUGCUCUGGCCUCUUAAGGUGAUUUCUUAGGAAAAGAACCUAACAUAGAUUGUAGAUGAAACUUGGUACACUGAUGUAACAAGUCAAGUAGAUGACAAAAAAGUAAUAAAAAGUGGGGGUCACAGUGCUCAUUUUGACAUCACUAUGCUGGCAAAUACGGGUAUUUAGGACUCUUUGGCAAAAAACGGGCGCAGCCCAAAACUGGACAAAAAGGAGAGAUUUUUUCGAUGGUGCGUGUGGUAACGCACAGAAUUUGAUUUAAAUGUAUUGUUUGUCCACUUACAUACCAGAAAAAUGCUGUUUUAUGCCCUUGUUUUUACUUUACGCUCCAAAGUAGACUUAAUUUGGACACGCGCUAUUCAACCCACUAUAGCUCAAUCUCUACAAUUUAGUAAAAUUGCCAAAGAAGUGAACAUAGAUUUAUGCCAAUUUUUUUCCAUUGAAAGGAAGCACUGUUCUUAUUAAAAUCAUAAAAUAAAAAAUUGGGGUCAAGUGGCAAGCUUCAAAAUGGCAUGUAUCUGGAAGGGGGGAAGAAGCAUUAAAAAAUCCAUUUUUUCAGAGUUUACAUUGAGAUAUCACAGUUAGGACGCAAUGUGAUAAAGAUGGCUCUUAAAUGAAAAUCAAAGUGAGAUAGCACAAGUUAAAUGUCCAUCAUUGAGGUUUUCCGUGGGAAAGUCGAACUCAGCAACAAUCGUACUGCCUAUGUUAUGCACAUUCCCAACACCUUGAGUCUCAUCUAGGCAAGAAACAACUGCAACCGAAAUUCUAAUAGCAUUUCACUUCGGUCAACUUCAUUUUAAUAAUGUUACUUUCGAUGCUCUUUUUCACAGCGGCCAUCUUGUCAUGUGCAGUAAGAGAUGUGCCGUGCAAAACCAGCAAAUCACCUUAGUAGAAGCGAGGGUGACUUUGUUUCAUCACAAACCAAUCCUGUUUUUCACAUUAAUAAUAAGUAAUAAUAUCCAAGGGCUUGUUAGCAUAAAAGUUAUAAAAUUUGUACAUGAAAAGUAGGAAGGUUGACUAGUAACAUGACAAGGGUACACAUUCUUUGUAAAAUGUUCUAUUGAAUGAAGUACAGGAAACAGCGGUGGGGUUGUUGUUGACAACAAAGUGAAACCUCUCUAUAUAUGUGUAUGACCUACAUGGAUAUCAAAUUUCUCAAUGUUACUAACUAAAGAAAUCAAUCAGUUUUCUUGCCCACAUUCAUUCUACCAUGGGAUUUUUACUGAUAAAAUUAAUAGCUUUCAGUGAUUUUAAUAUCCCACAUUCCACAUCCUGGACACAUAAAAAUGUCUUAAGAUGCAAAAAACACAUAUUAUUUGGUUGGACGCAAAGAUCAAAUUUGAGCAAAGAAGAUGAAGAUUGUUGUGAAGAGAAUCCUGUUUUUGACUUAAAAUCUGUAAAAAAUACCUUAAUCAAGGGUGCAAUAUCAUUUGCAAUCAAAAGGAUGUCCAAAAGCAAUUUUUGAAUAAACAAAGCACUACCAUACAAAACAAUCCAACAAAAUCAUUGGGUUUUGGAAGUUUUCAUCGUAUGAGUCCCAGGAGUUGCCAUAUAGCAAUUUGUAACAAAAUCACUGAGAUUUUUUGAGGUUUUAAGACAGUCGAACUUUUUAUCCUUUAACAAGGAUUCUAACAGUUUUGACGAAUUUGAGAUGGAUGGCAGAAAAUAAAAUUCUCCCACUACACAUUUUAUGGCUCUAAGCUGGAUUCAAAAUGACUCCCUGCAGAAUUGAUUUGGAGCCACAAAAUUAUUGCCAAGUGCAGGAUGCUAGUAAAAGCUCUUUACUUGUAUUGUGCAAAUGAGCUUCAGACACUUGGCUGUGGUAGAGGAGGGGCUGUCUGUAUAUAGCCUAUGGAAGAGGUUUUUAUAUAAAUUCAAGUUAUUUUUUGUUUCUCUUCAGGUGAGAGCCUACCUGCUUGGUACAUAG